Messenger RNA from Symbiodinium sp. CCMP2592, 1350 nucleotides. Lineage: Eukaryota; Dinophyceae; Suessiales; Symbiodiniaceae. The record is from the annotation of a GenBank genome assembly.
AUGAGGCAUGUCCUCGGGCGGCACGUCCGUGCCUGUGGGCACCGCGCCUUCAGCACGGAGAAACCCAAAGUCAUGAUUUUGGGAACUGGUUGGGCAAGCUUUCGUGUUCUUGCCGACAUAGACACCAAGAAGACAGACGUCACGGUCGUCUCUCCUCGAAACCAUCUGCUGUUCACGCCAAUGUUGGCAUCUUCCGCACUGGGGACGGUGAAUCAAAGAUCGAUUUGCCAACCGGUGCGUCCGUUGGUGGCGAAAAAGAAUGCCACCUAUUAUGAAAGUGCUGUUGUUGCGAUUGACAAGGCUACGAAGAAAGUCAAAUGCAGAACAGUGGGAGGGGAAGAGUACAUGCUGCCGUACGACAAACUGGUGGUGGGAGUGGGCUUCCAGCCGAACGACUUUAACAUUCCAGGUGUGAAGGAGCAUGCCCUCUUCAUGAAGGAGACGGCAGAUGCUACGCGAUUCAAAGACCAUGUCUUGGAGAAGCUGGAGGAAGCCUCCUACCACCACGCGUUGGACAACGAUCUCUCUGUGAGCGACGAGGAGCGGGCGAGGAUCCAGGACUUGCUGACCUUCGUCGUGGUAGGAGGUGGUCCCACAGGAGUCGAGCUCGCUGGGGAGCUAACAGACUUCCUCUACAACGAGGGUGCGAAGCUUUACGGUCACUUGAAGCACUCAAUCCGUGUUCACAUGUUCACCUAUGACCUCCUAAACACCUUCGAUCAGGACUUACAGGAUUAUGCCCUGACCCACCUGCAGAGAAAGCAAGGGGUUCAAAUUCAUCUUGGUGCCUUUGUUCAGAAAGUAGAGCCCAACGUGGUGCACGUCAAGACGGGAGAGAGCCUGAUGUCGAUUCGCUACGGCACACUGGUGUGGUGUGCCGGCAUCAAGCCUCACCCAUUCGUGAAGUCUUUCGGCUUUACGAUGAAUGACAGAGGAUCUCAAAUCCUGGUAGACCCUUACUUGAAAGUGAAGGGGGAAGAUGACAUCUAUGCCAUCGGCGAUUGUUCCACCAUAGAAGAUUACUGGCUUCCGCAAACAGCGCAAGUAGCCAAUCAACAGGGGCAGUAUCUGGCCAAAGUGUUGAGUCAGAAAGACCCCUUGAAUAUUAAGCCGUUCGAGUUCCACAACAAGGGGACAAUGGCGUAUCUGGGUGGCUUUACGGCUGUCAUGGCCAAGCUCCCGGGUGUGAACCGGGUCACUGGCUUUGUUGCGUUUCUUGGCUGGCGGUUCACCUACUGGUUCCUCCAGCUUUCGAUGCGAAAUCGUUUCAUGCUGUCCACCGACUGGCUUCGAACUUUGAUUUUCGGCCGUGAUCUCACAAGAUUUGGGCCCCGGUCCAAGCCCGAAUGA